AACCCGUUGAAUAAAGUGGACUCCCAUUUGCGUGUGGGAGGAAUUCCUAUCAAUCCCCAUUUGGCAUAUAUAUCUUUUUUUCACUGAACGCCUCACAACACCGACUCUGACUGACUUUCAAGCGCAUCCGUUUAGAAGUUCACAAGCUCCACAAACUCUGUUGCAGCCAGAUCACUGACAGAAGUAGCACAAGUCAGAGGGCCAAGGGACGCAGAGGAGUGGUUGAAACCACGCUUUCCCCCGGGAUCUCCUACCACCAUGGCAGAGAGCACUAUGGAUGCCGACCCCGCCAAGGUGGACCAACAGAGGCCUGAGGCUGAACCCGGGAUGUCGUCUGAGGCUGUGGUGCAAAUGGUCAAAGCCAGACCUGCAGAGCUGAAACUGACCCGCACCCUGUCCAAGUCGGACUCUGACUUGCUGGCGUCUCCGUUGGGUGAGGAGGAAGGGGCUGUGGCUGGAUGCAGUGAGUCUGUGACCAACGGCAGAUCCCGGUCGCAAACCAUGGAGCGCUCACCCUCCUUCGCAUCUGAGUGGGCUGAGAUUGAGAAAAUCAUGAACCUGAUCGGAGCAGGCAUUGACACAACACAUCGCCAACGGACCACACCCAGCACAGAUGGGGCCUGUGGUAAAGCCCUGGACCAGCCGGUGGGAGAGUGGCUGGAGCAAGUGGGGCUGCCGCAGUACGAAAGCAAGUUCCUGCUCAACGGCUUCGACGACCUGCGAUUCAUGGGAAGUAACGUGAUGGAGGACCAAGAUCUCAGAGACAUGGGGAUCACUGACCCUGGACACAGAAAGAAGAUCCUUCAUGCAGCACGCGGCUUGCCCAAGGUGAAAGCGUUGGGCUGUGAUGGCAGCACCUCUCUCGCUUCCUGGCUAGACGGACUGGGCCUUCACGAGUACCUGCCCAACUUCCUGUCAAGUGGCUACCGCACGCUGGACUGUGUCAAGAACCUGUGGGAGCUGGAAAUUGUCAAUGUAAUUAAGAUUGGUCCCUUGGGUCACAGGAAGAGAAUCAUUGCCUCUCUAGCGGAGCGGCCCUAUGAAGAGGCGCCGACCAAGUCCCACCGUCUCUCCCAAAUCAUGUUCCAUGAUCUCCUGUCCCAGUCCACAUCUCCCCUCAGUCAGAUGGACCCGUACACCAGCCGUUCGAUGGACAUGCUCCUCCCUCUAAGUGAGUCGGGGCGGAGGCGGAGAGGAGGGGACCAGGACUGUAGUGUAUCCCUACGCUCGUACAGCGAGAGGCCACGCUCUGUGGAUAGACAAAGUGAACGGAAUAAAGAGUCUCGUUUGAACCUGCGGCCACCGAGCCAUUCUGCUACCUAUGCCACGGUGUCCGCCUGGCACCACCAGCCAGAGAAACUAAUCCUAGACGCCUGCGGGUACGAGGCCACCUACCUAGGAUCGAUGAUAAUCAGGGAUUUGCGAGGAAUUGAGUCCACUCAAGACGCCUGCGCUAAAAUUAGGAAAUCAAAGGAUUCCAGAAAGGGUCCUCUUAUUAUACUAUCCAUCACCUACAGAGGAGUCAAGUUCAUCGAUGCAGCAACGAAGACCAUCGUUGCAGAGCAUGAGAUCAGGAACAUUUCAUGCGCGGCACAAGACCCAGAUGACCUCUGCACCUUUGCUUACAUUACCAAGGAUCUGAAGAGCGGCCACCACUUCUGUCACGUUUUCAGCACUGUGGAAGUGACCCAGACCUAUGAGAUCAUCCUUACACUGGGACAGGCGUUUGAAGUGGCCUAUCAGCUGGCGAUCCAGUCCAGGGCAAGACACUAUGUCCCGCCUUCCUCUUUGAGUUCAGAGGUCAUAGAGACCAAAACCAGCCGUCCUGUGUCUCAGUCGUGGAGCAGCAUGCGGAGAACAACAAUUGACCCCCUGGAGAUGGACGCAGACAUGCAGUCCCUGGGCAGCACCACCUGGCUCUUGGACCAGCGGGAUUCCAACAGGCGCCCUGUCAGCACCAAGUAUGAGACCACCAUAUUCUGAGGCCGGAUUACCAAACGCCUCCCCCCCCCACCUCCCCAGUCUGCUGCAACCCCCUACUUUACCCCAGCCUCUGACAUGCCCCUUAGUACCACCAACCUCUUGCCCUAGGUCUCCCAGUUUUUUCCUCGCCAUUUUCUCUCUCUGUCUCACACACACGUACAUAUACACACCCACACACACUAACACAUGCACACACACACUAACACGUGCACACACACACACACACACACAAUACACACAAGCCCCGUGCCUUCUCACUGUGAUGGUAUAGCGUCUGUUAGGGCUGCGGUUUCCUGCACCUUCCUCUACCCUCCUCCCCGCAGUGACCUACGCCGACCUUUUGACCCACCAUGAAGACGUUCCUACAGCUCCCUGUGCCUCCCUCUCACACCCUUGGCAGCCUCCCCCCCAACCCCUCCCCUGUUGCUGCAGCCAAUGGCGGAGCCAGGACGGAACGGGUGAUCCUGGACUGAAGUUACUUUGCAAUGGCCAUGCUCUCUCAACCAAACUGCCUCCUCCUACUGACAACUUGCAUCUGCAUCCGAUCCCCCCCGAUAUGUCCUUGAGGUUGCACUUUUCUUCUUCUUUGGUUGUUUUUUUUUUUUAAUUCCCCAAAGGCAUAGCAAGCAUGUUUAUUUUUAUUUUGUAAUUUGGCUCCCAAAUUGACUUUAGAUUGAUUUAACUGAGCAGUCUUGGUUGACAAUGUAAACUAUACGUUUAUAAUAAUCGUUCAUGUUAUAUCGAAUAGGCUAUUCAGUCAAGCCACUGACAGCACCCCUUUUUGAUGUUACACAAAUUAGGGCAAUUAUCAAGUUUUAUGUCUCAUAAAUGUUACGUAAGAUGCAUUAGUUUGCAGUCCUUAUGUAAAGGACUGGAACCUUUUUUUUCUUGUUUUUGUAUUUCAUGAAUUAUUUGAUAGUUUGAUUGUUUUGCCCUCAAGACAUUUAAUUUAUUUUCUUUCUCCGUUCUUUAGCUUGUCCUGUCUUACCAAGCAUCUACCGCUCUGAGGCACUAUGAGGAGGCUGCUUUGCUAGCAUGGGAUGCAAGAUGGACAGUUAAUGAGACAAAACAGCAACAUGCAGCAAACAAACUUUUUUCUACACAUUUGUACAAUAGUCAUAACAUGAUGGAUCGUUCACGAAUCUAUCACUGAUGUCUGAAGUCAAAAGGACCAAGAUCUGAGCCCAUGUGCCCCCCCCCCUUGUACACACACGGGAGGAAAACCUUACCUCCACGUUAUCGAGGACAAUAGCCUUACUUGUCUGGCAUUCAUUUCAGUUAUCUAUAUAAAUACUUCCUUCCCCGCCUUCACCAUAGUUAAUGCCCACCAACUGCACGGCUCCCUCUUUCUCCUUAAAAGACUGACAAUACUUUUGAAUUCCUGGUGUAUUCUUUGACUGUGACAAUAGGGAAAGAAAAAAAAACCCCAGCUAUGGCUGAGAUGAAUUGGAGGUGGGGUUUUCUUUAAUGACGGUACAGAUUUGUCCAGAUGAGGAUGCUCUGGCCUUUGUACUUGCCCCUGUGCCUCUCAGCAUCCACCGUAGCACUGAGAGACUGCAAAUCACAGCAUCCUGUCAGCUGCAGAACACUGUGUUUAAAACGUGGCACUAUCCCUUUUAAUAAUGUUUCUUUUUCUUAUGGUGCAAGUAGGACGUGGUAACUUAAUUCAAUUUGUGAUGCUUUUUUUUUUUUAAUACAGAGAGGGGCUUACUGAUUUACUGGGACGGAGCGAUUACGAGGGGAUAAUGAAGGAUCCCUACACAGAUACAACCACAGGCAAAUCAAAGACAGAGAGAGAGAGAGAGAGAGAGAGAAAGAGAGAGAGAGGUGGGGGAUAAAGUAAGAAGGGAGAGAGAGAGAGAGAGAGAGAUGAUCCGAUGUUACUGAGCACACCGAUAUUGGUCUCACGUUAGACACCAAACGUCCCCAAUACGAUUUCAAUUGCAUCUCGAGUGCCAAAUGAGCCUGAAGCGCACUUCCAAACAUACCAACUCAAUAUAUUGAUUACAUGGAUUUAUAUUUGAUUACAUGGUUUGUUUACCCUUGCGGUUUCGCAUCAAGUUCGCAUUUGGUGUCAGCGCAUGGAAAAAACAAAAAGAAAGAAAGUGUGUCACUGGAAAAUUAGUGAGAACAAUUAAUUCCACAGCAUUUGAGGAGCCAGAUCCAAUCCAAGUGGUGCUGCACAAUAUAUAUAUAUAUAUAUAUAUAUAUACACACACACACACAUAUAUAUAUAUAUCAACGCAAAACAGAUUUGCAAUGCUGAGAGCGUGACAUUUUCCUUCUCUUGUUUGUAUUUAUUUAUUUUUCUAAAUAACAUCUGCACUGUGACUCACUAUGCUCGUCUGGAGGCUAUACGCAUAUUUUGCGGGUUCCCCCCCUCUCUUUUUUUAUGUCUGCACUACCAGUUGUUCGUGUUGCACUGUAACACCUUGUCUAUCGGACUGUCUGACAAUCUGUCUGACUGACUGUUUGUUUGUCUGUCUGCCUGACUGACUCUGUUUGUCUGCCUGACUGACUGUCUAUUUGCUUGUCUGUCUGACUGAUUUUCUGCCUGUCUGUCCGUCUUUACGGAGGUCUGGACUGUUAUUAACUGUUACAUCACUGGCCGCUGCCUUUGUUGUCUGUGUGUUGUUCGGGAGUCGCGAUGCGUCUGAGCUACGUCCUCUCAGUGUGCAGCAGAAGUGGUGUUUGCGGGCCGACUGGUUAAGAGCUGUGUGUUUGUGUGUGUGUGGCAUGGUGGCCGCCUUUCAUUGCCACUUUGUUUUGACUGUUUAAAAGAUGUAGCUUCCAUCGUUGGUGCAUGUGGCAGUGUCCUCUGCUCUGUUUUAUAUUGUACCCUUGAUGCACUCGGCCUGUGCGGUCAUUUUGUUUUUGUGUGUGUGUGUGUGUGCCCCGUGGCAGCGCCUUGUCUCAUCUCACCCAUGUACUGUUUUGCUUCUUGAGUUUCCCACCCCCACCCCAUCCAUCAUCCAUCAUAAAACAGCAACUCAUCCUCCAGAUUCAUCAUCAUCGUCCCUCCAACAAUUUAGCAACAUCCGUCCUUCCAUUGUGCGUAUAUGUCACCAAGACACUUUCCACCUUGCUCUUGUAUGGAUGCAUAAUAUGAAAAAAAACAAAAAAAAAACAAAAACGUGUUACAUGUUUUAUGAGCAGCAGCUUUCUAAAGCGAACACAAGUUGUGGUGGCAUGAUAUGGCUGUGCAUGUACCAAUCUUUUAACAUCACUGUUUUCCUUGUGUAGCUCACUCCAGCGUUCAAGUUUCCGGAUACCAAGCUGUGAGUUGAAGGGGAGCAGCCGAUGUGGGUGUGUCUGUGUGUAAGGAAAAAAAAAGAAAAGAAAAGGUAAAAAGGACAGAUGAGCAGAAAUGGAUAGAGAUGGAGAGAAAAAAGAUGUAAGAAAUAA
Molecule: messenger RNA, 5388 nt
Organism: Lampris incognitus (smalleye Pacific opah)
Lineage: Eukaryota; Metazoa; Chordata; Actinopteri; Lampriformes; Lampridae
Gene: anks1ab
Product: ankyrin repeat and sterile alpha motif domain containing 1Ab
Exons: 13
Coding region: 259-1983 (574 amino acids)
Cellular component (GO): cytosol
Molecular function (GO): protein binding
Source: RefSeq, a predicted model, not a curated record